AUGAAGCUGUCACUCCUCCUCAUUGCCGUCCCCGCGGCACAGGCCGCGGUCUCAUACAUGUCAGCCGUUCCCGACAAGCUCAUGGCCAUGGUCGAGGCAUCAGAAGACUGCAACCUACCCGAUGACUUCCAGAUCCAAAACUUUACCGCCGAAUCAGCGGAUGGCAAGACGGCGGACUCGCUCGACUUUACCUUCAACGACGACAGCACCGUUCUCAACACGCAGUGCCACCUCAACGCCUCAUCGGUACCGGUGUCCGGUGACGGGCGGACACCGAGGUACGCUUGCGACAACGCUAGUGUGCAAUUCAUCUGGCAGAAUGGCACGAUCACAGUCAUCGAGAAGGUUUGCCCUGGUGACGACGGUGCCGCCGACUACGAGGCUUCCGGGACGGCCGCGGUUCCGUUGGUGUGCGACGGAGGUGCCGCGAACGGGACGGGCAAUGCCGCCAGGUCACACAGGCGUGCAAGGAGGGCAGCCGUUGCAUGCAAGUCCAACUCGGACGACAUCCGAUCGAGAUUCUUCAGCAUCCAGCCGGUCCCAAAGGGUCAGCAGGACUUCAAGAGGGUCCUUCCCCGGCAGCCACAGGGGAAGAGGGCCACCCAGGACCAACCGUUUGUCGGCAAGCGUCGCUUGGCCGCGCCUCUCCGCAUUUUGCAUGGAAGGCACGCCGUGCUUAGCACCUUCUUCACUGCCGCUUCCCUCAAUUCGCUCCAGGUUUCUCUCUGGAUGACGGAAUGA
Colletotrichum tamarilloi is the source of this 741-nucleotide messenger RNA. RefSeq lists its product as uncharacterized. Lineage: Eukaryota; Fungi; Ascomycota; Sordariomycetes; Glomerellales; Glomerellaceae. The coding region runs from base 1 to 741 and encodes 246 amino acids. The transcript has 4 exons. The record is from RefSeq and is a predicted model, not a curated record.